Linum tenue is the source of this 5397-nucleotide messenger RNA. The record is from the annotation of a GenBank genome assembly. Lineage: Eukaryota; Viridiplantae; Streptophyta; Magnoliopsida; Malpighiales; Linaceae.
AUGUUAAUAGAUUACGGCGGGGGGAAACUACCCACAUGGUUUUCUAAUUCUCUCAAGAAUGUGGUGAUAAUCCGUCUAUUCGGUUGUGAUGGACUGCGAUAUCUUCCAUCACUGGGUCCACUGGUUUUCCUUGAAGAAUUGAUGUUUUAUCGUCUAGGCAACUUACAGUACAUACAGCACGAGGAGGCCGCACCAGCACCAUCAUCCUCUACCCAAUAUCUUCCCCGCCUCAAGUCUCUCACCAUAGGGAGUUGCAGCAACCUAAUGAGCUGGUGGUCGACCAAAAAGAUAAAGAUGCCCCUAUUCCCUUGUCUUUGCUCUCUUCAAAUUUCUUUCAGCAACAAGCUGGUAUCCAUUCCUCGGCUCUCGGUGCACGUCGAAAAGGUUGAGUUUUGGAGUGUAAAGAGUGAGCUGUUGGGUGGGUUUGCUACGUCACUUCCUCCACCCCAUUCCCCAACACAAUCCCAAUUCAAAUCACUUCAAAUUGGUACCGUGGAAGAUCAACGAGUUUUGGUGCCAGAGUUACUGCUACAGCUUGUUUCGCUUGAAUACCUACGUAUAGAACAAUGCUCAAACUUAACGACUCUGUCUCCGCCAACUAAUAUUCCUAGUCAACAACAUCUCAUUUCCCUUCAGAGUGUUCCUAGCAGCAUGGUUCCACUGUAUGUACUUCCAGCCUUGCUUCGCUUUAAAAUCAAGUCCCUCCCAAUGUUGGAGUGCCUACCAGAGUGGCUUCAGCAUUCCUCUAAGUUGCGGCUUCUGAAGAUAACUGAAUGUGAGGGUCUCAAGUGUUUACCAGAGUGGCUCUUCAAGCUGACGGCAUUGGAGAGUUUAUAUGUGAAAUCCUGUGCUGGUUUAUCAUCGAGAUUGGAAAGCAGGAUGGCUGAGGACUGGCCUAAAGUUGCUCACAUUCCAAAUAUCAAAAUCAAUGGUAAAAUGGUUCAACGGAAUGGUCAUUAUUUGGAAGCAGAAGAAGUAGCAGAAGAAGAUCAAUACAAAGAACAAGAAGCGGAGGGAGAAGAUGAAGAUGAAGAACUACCCACUGGCACCCAGUUUUCAAGGAUGUUGUCAAAUUGCAUAGCAAGGCUGACUUGCAACCUUUUCCACAGAUGCUUUCUCUGCUAACUACCUUCUGCAUGCAUAUUUCCCUAGAUGGUUAACUAUUAGUAAUGAAAGGUGCAAGAGACUACAAUUUUCUUCUGUGUUUGCAAGCUGCAAUGCGAAGGGUGUGUGUGCCUAUGGACAGUGGCAUGGUGGUGACUUGUCUAGCCUGCUCAAGUAUCUGCCUAUUAAUUAUAUCUUGAACUUGAUAGUUCUAGUAUCAUUAUUCCAAUAACAUUAUAUUCUGCUGUUGAUUGUUAUUUCUAGAUUUCAGUUUUGAUGAUAAAGCAUUGCUGAGCAAGGUGAAGCAAUAGUCAGUGACUGUCUCUGUGUUGAUAUAGGGGACCCUUCAGCUGGACAUAAGGAUCGGAGAAUGGUUUGCUAGACGCAAUCAAGCUGUUUCGGUGACCUACUCUGGGUUGACAAUGCUGGUUUUGGAAGCUGUAGCCGUCAGGUCCUUCCUAUGGAAUGCCGAGCGAGUACCAGUUCUUGAAUGACUGAAAGUUGCUGAGACAGUCCUCAAGAAGUUGGGACCUCUAGCUGUUGAACAAGCAGGCCUCCUCUGGGGUCUCAGCAGCGAGGUCUUGAAACUGAAGAGUACGGUUACUUCCAUCCGAGCCGUGCUGUUGGAUGCAGAGGAGCAAUCUGGUCUAAACAAUCAAAUCCAAGUUUGGCUGCAAGAACUCAAACAAGUCCUUUAUGAUGCUGACGACUUGUUGGACGAUUUCAACACUGAGGCGCUGUUGAGGCAGCAGCAUGACAAAGUCGACAUAAACGAGAAGGUACACCUCUUCUUCUCCGCUUCCAACCAUUUGCUCAAUGGUCUCUUGAUGGCUCAUCGAAUUAAGGCCAUCAGAAGCAAGCUAGAUGAGAUUGAUGAGAACCGAAACAAGUUCAACCUUCAAACGCGACUUGAGGAGGAUUCUGCUGCUGCUAUGAGCAAGAAGAGGAGCCAGACAGAUUCCUUCGUCCCUAAUGUAUUUGUUGGGAGAAAAGAAGACAGUGAGAAGAUAAUAAGCUUGUUGUUGUCGACCAACGAUGAGCAGAAAGUUGAAGUGAUACCUAUUCUUGGAAUGGGAGGUCUGGGGAAAACUGCGUUGGCUCAAUAUAUUUACAAUGAUAAGAUCGUGAGCUCUUAUUUUCAACUGACAAGUUGGAUAUGUGUUUCAGACAAUUUUAAUGAAACAGUGCUGGUCAAAAAGAUUCUAGAGUCUCUGUCUGAAGAAAAAGUGGCGGAUCUUCAGUUGCAGAGUUUGAAGAGUAAACUCAAGACAAAAAUGGAGAACAAAAAGUUUUUGGUUGUCUUGGAUGAUGUAUGGGACAAUGGUGAUUACAUGACCAAUUGGGAGAGGUUGAUGAGUUUUUUCUGCAAUGUUGGGGCAGUAGGAAGUAAAAUUAUGGUAACUACUCGAAUUGGAAGCGUUGCGAAUUUCAUGGCGACGAAAGGGAUCGAAAGACACGAGAUAAAAGGUUUAUCCAAGCAAGAGUCAUGGUCUUUGUUUGAACGAAUAGCAUUUAAGGGGAAAGCAGUUGAAGGAGAUGAAAGGUUUGAGCGAGCAGGAAAAGAGAUCGUUGGAAGAUGUGUGGGAGUUCCUUUGGCUAUAAGGGCGAUGGCCGGUGUCUUGUCGUCCAAGAGAAAUGUGGUUGAUUGGGAGGCUUUAAAAGACAAGCAAGCACGACUGGAUUCGAUGGACAGUGAUAAAAGGAUUUUGGCAACUCUUAGGCUGAGUUACGACCAUCUUCCUUCCUAUUUGAAACCCUGUUUUGCUUACUGCAGCUUGUUUCCAAAAGAUUACGAGAUUGAGGUGAAAACGCUGGUACAACUGUGGAUGAGCCAAGGCUAUAUUAAUUGUGUUCAAUCAUCAUCAUCAUCAUCAUCAUCAUCAGAUCUAUUUGAAGUUGGAGUCGGAUAUUUUAAGAGCAUGCUGUCAAGGUCCUUUUUUCAAGAGCCGCAUGAAGAUCAUUCCGGGAAUGUGAGGUGGUGUAAAGUCCAUGAUUUGAUGCACGAUCUAGCUUUGGAAGUUGCAGGGAAGGAGAGUGUCACUUUAAGGGCCUCAAACCCAGUGGUUGACGAUGGCAUCAACUUUGAUGGGCUUCGACACAUAUCAUUCGAUUUUGAGGGAAGAAGAUCCAGAAAGCCAUGGCAAGUUCCACAUCUGUUGCCUAGAGCAACAAAACUGCGAACGCUCCUUCCUGCAAAUAUGAAUUCGUGGGGUAUGAAUGCCAACGGAGGAGAGGAGUACGAGACAAUCUUCUCCAAUAUGCCCAGCUUAAGAGCUUUAAGCCUUCGCGGUGCUCUAAUGAAGAGCGUCCCACCCUCCAUUCAUAAGCUGAAACGUCUCAGGUAUCUUGAUCUUUCCCGUAACGCAAUGCAGAUGCUACCCGAAGGGAUCACAAAACUGGUGAACCUGCAAGUGCUCGUAUUAGAUUUCUGUGAAGAGCUUCGGCAACUACCAAGAGACAUUGUGAACUUAUCCAAUCUCGAGUUUCUUAGCCUUAUCGAGUGUGUCAGGUUGACAGGCUUACCACCUGGGAUUGGGCAACUCACUCGACUGAAAGAACUGUCCAGUUUUGAAGUUACAAAUGCAUCCCACUCUUCCGGAGCAGCCACUUCCAGAGUCAGCGAGUUGAAGCACCUCAACGGCCUGGGCGGGAAGUUGAAAAUUUCAAAUCUUGAACUGGUGAAAGAUGAAGCUGAAGCGCAAGCAGCGAGUUUGAACACGAAGCAACAUCUGCGAACCUUGGAAUUGUGCUGGAACAUAAUUCGACCGGCGGAUGAUGAUGCUGCUGAGGACGGGAGGACAUUGGAGGCGUUGGAGCCGAAUGAGAAUUUGAAGGAGCUGAAGUUGUGGGGUUAUGCCGGGAGUAGUCUAUCCACCUGGUUUUUCAAUUCUCUCAAGAAUGUGGUGAUUAUCAGUCUGACUUAUUGUGAUGAACUUCGGUAUCUUCCGUCCCUGGAUCCACUGGUUUCUCUUGAAGAAUUGACGUUGUAUAAACUGUACAGCUUGGAGUACAUACAGAUUGAGGAGCCGACGCCACCGUCGGCAUCAGCACCAGCACCAUCUUCUUCUAAGAAUGGUGUGCAACUUCUCCCCAGCCUCAAGUCUCUCACCAUUUGGGAAUGCGCCAACCUAAUCAGCUGGGCGUCGUCCUCAAAGAUAGAGAUGCCGCUGUUCCCUCGUCUCUCUGUUCUAGACAUCAGCAAGUGCCCAAAACUGGAAUCGGUUCCUCGGUUCUCAGUGCACGUGGAAAAAGUUAGGCUAAACGGCAUGGAGAGUGAACUGUUGGGUGAGUUUGCUGCCUCCUCCAUUCCUCCACCCCAUUCCCCAACACACUCCCGAUUUACAGAACUAACAAUUCAUCGCAUCUAUGGUCUGCGAGUUCUGCCACAAGAGCUACUGCCACAGCUUGUUUCGCUUGAAUCCCUGGACAUAGAGAGUUGCCCGAACCUGUCGACUCUAUCUUCACCGGCAGCUACGCCGCUACAGUUUGCCCUUCCGGUCCUCCGUCGCUUCAGUAUCUCCAAGCUUUCGGGCUUGGACUGUCUACCGGAGUGGCUUCAGCAUUCCUCUAAGUUGCAGGAGCUGGUGAUAUGGUCCUGUGGCGGUCUCAAGAGUUUACCUGAGUGGUUCCCGAAGCUCGCCGCGUUAGAGACUUUGAUAGUAAACGAGUCCGAGCUUCUAUCACCGAGGCUGGAAAGCAGCACGGCCGAGGACUGGCACAAAGUCGCUCACGUUUCGAAAAUUGUUGUCAGUUACAAAAUGGUUCAACGAAAUGGCAAGUACUUGGUAGCAGAAGCAGGGGACCAACACCAAGAACUAGAAGCAGAGGCAGAAGAUGAUGAACAACUACCCACAUCCACCCAGUCCUCAAGGAUGUUGUCAAAUUCCAUAAUAGCAAGGCUGACUUGCAACCUUUUCCAGAGAUGCUUUCUCUGCUAGCUCGCUUAUGGCAUUCCUCCACCUUUCCCUGAGACGCUCUUAAGAAUUCUGAUCGAAGUGGACAUGCCGCAUUCAUUCAUCACCUGCAUUUUUUUUUUUAUAAGGUUUGCAUUUCUCCUGCAUUCAUCUUGGUCCUAGCUAGCUUGCUAGCCAUCAACUUUUGUUUAUGUUCUUUUGAAAGUAGAAACCCCUUUUGUCUGGGUGUCUUCAUGCAUGCAAAACAGAGCAGCUCUUUGUGAGAAUGGAGUGCAACAAGCCUAUCUUACUAUCUUCCAAAGAUUGAAUCGUUUUUUGUUAUCCCGUGACACACCCUCUCACGCCUAAUCAAUAGCUUGCCAUUUUCAACUCAAAUAGU